GCUGGAGAGUGGAUAUGCCGGGGGUCGUUCGCAUCCUCUCUCUGCUGCUGGUGUCCCUGCUGCUGGGCACUGCGCGCGGCUUGCGUGCGGACCUGAGCUGGAACCCUCUCCUUGGCCAUUGUCUUUUCUAAGGACCUCACCUUCCAGAGCCCAGCUGCACCGAACUGCCAGGGGACCCUCUUAGGAGCAGACGCAAUGGUGAUCUUCAGGCAGCUGCCCCUGGGCGUGAAGGCUGCCCUGGCCGCCGGCACUGUGUUCGUGUCCAUGAUAAUCUCGCGCUCCUAUCUGUCUGAGAGCCUUGAGCUGGGAGCCUGGCGUUGGCUGUUCCACCUGCAGCUCGCCCUGUUUGUCAACUCGCUCAUGCUCAUUGGCUCCGUCUACAUCUGGCGUAGCACAGUCGGCAACCUGAGCCAUUCCCCAGCCUCGGAGUCGGCCUGUUUUCAGCUUUGGAAGGUGGCUGUUGUGACGUUUCUGGCCCUGGCCCAUUCCAGUUUCUUCACCAUGAUCUUUUUAGUGGCCGAGGAGCCCUACCUCUUCUCCCUGGCUGCCUACUCCUGCCUCGGGGCCUACGUCAUCAUGCUCUUCUUCCUCUGCACCCUCAGCGGCAUGGAGCAGGCCUACCAGCUCUUGGCCUGGCGCAGUGGGCGGGUCGUGGGCAGCCUUGACAAGACGAGGAAGCUGGCCCUCCGGCCGGCCCUGGCGGUGGUGGUGACCGCUGUGCUCAGCAUAGCCGGGCUUCUGAACGCCGCCCAGCCCCCGCUGGUAAAAACCGUGGCGGUGCCCAUUCAUCAGCUGCCCCCCUCCAUGGACAACCUCAAGAUUGUGCUCCUCUCAGACAUUCACUUGGGCCCCACCGUGGGCAGGACCAAAAUGGAGAUGUUUGUAGGGAUGGUGAACAAGCUGGAACCGGAUGUCACGGUGAUCGUGGGUGACCUCUUCGAUUCAGAAGCCUCCAUCCUCCGGACCGCCGUCGCUCCUUUGGGCCAGCUUCAUUCACGCCUCGGUACCUACUUUGUCACAGGGAAUCACGAAUACUACACCUCAGACGUCAGCAACUGGUUCGCACUGCUGGAGUCCCUGAAUGUCAAGCCCCUUCACAAUGAGAACGUGAGGAUUUCCGCCACAGGGGCCCAGCGUGCUGGCGGUGAGGGUGACGACUGGAUCUGCUUGGCUGGGGUGGAUGACAUUGAAGCGGAUAUCCUGCACUACUCUGGCCACGGCAUGGAUCUCGAGAAGGCGCUAGGGGGCUGCCGCCCAGACCACGCUACCAUCUUGCUAGCUCACCAGCCCCUGGCUGCCAAGAGAGCCCUUCAGACUCGGCCAGAUAUUAACCUGAUCCUUUCUGGGCACACGCAUGCUGGGCAAAUCUUCCCCUUGAAUGUGGCGGCCUAUCUCCUGAACCCCUUCUUUGCUGGUCUCUACCAAGUGGCCCAAACCACAUUUGUGUAUGUCAGCCCAGGCACGGCCUACUACGGGAUCCCCAUGAGAUUGGGUAGCAAGGCAGAGAUUACAGAGCUCAUCCUGCAGCGGGCUCUCUGAACCGGGCCCUGCCCCGAGGCCUCUUCAUCGCCCUUGCCCUCCAUCCUCCGUCCCUCUUCAGAGCAGGUUGCCUGUGUUACGCCCUCCCGCCUCGCCUGCCCAGCCCCACCCACACAUGCUUGUCACAAGCCUCUCCUGAGCACUGAUUUGUGAUGGGGCUGCCUGGCAGGUUAACUCUGUAGAUGACCAGUUGCGUUUUGAUAUGCAUCUGUGAGGCCACUAAAGUCACAUGCGUACGAACAGGCACCUGUUUUCCAGAUGACGUGGAGUAAACCCUCCCUCUUUGCAGAGCUAGGAAUACACCGAAACGUGGGGUUGCGAGGAAGGGAUACCUCUAGAAAGCAGAGUAGGGGAGGAGCUCUGAGUGCUUUUUAAACCCUCUGUAGGACUGAGGCAGUUUCCAGGAUCACUGAUGUCGAGCUUUCUGGGCAAGAGGUAUGUUGCUAGGUGAUCUGGGAGAGCAGGCAAGACAGAGGCCCCUCUGGCUGCUGAAGACAAAGAAUUUCUUUCCCCCCUUGGUUCUGUUGAGGGAAUCGGCAAAGCCUGCUGGAACACAGAGCUCAUCCUAUUCCAGACCCUGAGUGAUGCUGUUUUACUGCCUGUGCUCCUGGGCUUUGGGGAUUGGGAGUGGGGUGGGAAGAAACAGCACCGUGGUAGGUGAUGGUCAUAGUGCCGCAUGGGAAUUCAGAGAGUGUCUGCCUCCUUCUAUACAAUAAUUGGAUGAGGUGAUUAAGAACAGGCUACUUUUCCCUGUCUGGAGAUGAGGAAACUGGGGCAAAGAGCUGUUUUCAGGGCAUUAGUGACAUGACACGUCAUGUAGGAGAUUCUGGGCUAGAAGUCACAGCUUCUGUUUCCCAAGAAAAGUGUUCUUUCCACUGUCUGGUGGCCAGUAGCUGUAUCUGAUUCCAAAAGUUACCAGAUUUAAGAGAACAAAAAAAGGGCCUAGACCCUGCUGUUCUUUCAAAGUGGUUUGCUUGAGGCUGAUUUCUGUGCACCUGUAACUACAUGGGCCAGGGCCUGGAGGGGAGUGAGCUGGUUUCCCUGUGGGGGUCUGUUAACA
Messenger RNA from Pteronotus mesoamericanus, 2599 nucleotides. RefSeq names its product transmembrane protein with metallophosphoesterase domain (gene TMPPE). Gene Ontology annotation, molecular function: hydrolase activity. The record is from RefSeq and is a predicted model, not a curated record. NCBI's taxonomy places the organism in Eukaryota, Metazoa, Chordata, Mammalia, Chiroptera, Mormoopidae. Bases 196 to 1539 code for a protein of 447 amino acids. The transcript has 2 exons.